AAGGCUUUAAGGAACGGGGAGUGCUCAGAGCCUUCGGACAAGCCGGAGCAGCGCCUGGGGAUGAAGAGGAAAAACAACAAAAAGAACAGAAAUAGGAAGAAGAGCAACGCGGCGCCUUCCAGACAGUGGAAAGUGGGUGACAGCUGCAACGCUGUGUGGUCCGCGGAUGGUAACGUGUACCUGGCAACUAUUGCCUCCAUCAACCAGAAGAGAGGCACGUGUGUGGUGACUUACAUGGGAUAUGGAAAUCAGGAGGAGCAGAACCUGUCUGAUCUACUUCCUCCAGACAGCGAUGAAACAGUAAAUGGCAUGGGGAGUUCUGGGGAGAAUGAAAAUGAGACUCCGUAUUCAACAGAUGAAAGUGAAAAAUCUUCCCAGUCACCUCAAAACAAAAGCAACUGCACGAAAACGAGAUACUCCCCUCAAAACCUACGUUUUCCCACUCCACCAGCAGCCCCAGGCCUGGGAAGGCCUGGAUCGAAAUUUAGGACACCUCCAUCGUUGCUGUCUUGCUGGCCUCCACCCUUCCCAGCAGGACCACCGCUGAUUCCCCCUCCACCACCUAUGAUGCCAGACUCUCCUGAGGAUGAUGAAGCUUUGGGAAGCAUGUUGAUAGCCUGGUACAUGAGCGGUUACCACACUGGGUACUACCUGGGUUUGAAACAAAGUCGAAUGGAAGCAGCAGUGGAGAGAGAAACACAUGCAAAAUAA
Molecule: messenger RNA, 711 nt
Organism: Apaloderma vittatum (bar-tailed trogon)
Lineage: Eukaryota; Metazoa; Chordata; Aves; Trogoniformes; Trogonidae
Product: survival of motor neuron protein-like
Exons: 6
Biological process (GO): mRNA processing
Cellular component (GO): cytoplasm; nucleus
Molecular function (GO): RNA binding
Source: RefSeq, a predicted model, not a curated record